Messenger RNA from Frankliniella occidentalis (western flower thrips), 352 nucleotides. RefSeq lists its product as uncharacterized. NCBI's taxonomy places the organism in Eukaryota, Metazoa, Arthropoda, Insecta, Thysanoptera, Thripidae. Bases 26 to 352 code for a protein of 108 amino acids. The record is from RefSeq and is a predicted model, not a curated record. The transcript has 2 exons.
AAAACGUUACAAGUUGCACAUUUUAAUGUUUGCGGACCAAAUAGUCAAUUUCAAAUUUAGCGCCCUUUCAGACUUCUCAUCUCAUUGUGCGACUUCACUCUCUAACCCAAAGGGCAUCGGACAUCCCUUGAAGCAGCAAUUUUACAGAAAUUCAAGUGUUGUACUAGUCAGAGUGCGAUUUAUACAGAACCUAGACAGAACGGAGUUUGGGUUGGAGAGUAGUAGGUGGUGGAACAACUCCAUGGUGGAACAGCUGUCAUCACAUCAGUGCGAAGAUCGCUGCAGCCCACUGAAGUUCUGUCGGUCGCGUGUGACUCAAGUCCGGACAAGUCUUUUCACGUUCGUCUUAUAA